GUCCAGAACUUAGCUCCACCUCUUGUGAAGUAGAUAGCGAGUGACAGCUGGAGUUUGUAGGCUGGGAUCAGCGCACACACUAGUAAGAAAGCUUCAUCUCCAAAUAGGAUGACUCGGAGCUUUUGUGGGGAGCACUGUUUCAGCCUGCUGUGAAUGUACAGGGUUCGGGACACUACAUGGUCAGUGGUUGGAGGCCAGAUUAUACUCAUUCAGUUACCUCAAAGGAUUUAAACAUCGGUCUCUGUGAAAGUGGAUUUCUACUGGAUUUUGCCGUUUGAAGAACAAAAGUUGGUUUUAAGCUCACGGGGCUUUAUGAUAAAAAGGCGUGUGUUCUUCGUAUAUUUUUCACAACAUUUUUUUUUUUUUUUUUAAAAACACCCAUGUAGUUAAACCGAGAAAACAGUUAAACACUUAUUGGAACUGCUCAAAGACAACCUCUUAAAUGGAUUACUAACGGGACGAUACUGCAGCUAGUUCUACCCCUGCCUGCUGCCUUUUCAGGAGCAGAAGGCUAAAGUAAAGAAGUAACCAAGUAAAGAACUAGCUGUGCUACUAUGAGGUCUGAGGCCUUGCUGCUAUAUUUUACACUACUACAGAUUGCUGGGGCUGGUUUCCCAGAAGACUCUGAGCCAAUCAGUAUUGCACAUGGCAACUAUACGAAACAAUAUCCAGCUUUCGUUGGUCACAAGCCGGGAAGAAACAACACGCAAAGGCAUAAGCUGGACAUCCAGCUGAUCAUGAUAAUGAACAGAACACUCUACAUUGCUGCUAGGGAUCAUAUUUAUACCGUUGAUAUGGAUACAUCACAUUCAGAAGAAAUAUUUUUUAACAAAAAAUUGACAUGGAAGUCUAGACAAGCUGACGUUGACACUUGCAGAAUGAAGGGAAAACACAAGGAUGAAUGUCAUAAUUUUAUCAAGGUGUUGCUGCAAAAAAACAACGACACCUUGUUUGUGUGCGGGACAAAUGCCUUUAACCCAUCUUGCAAAACCUACAAGAUGGAUUCCUUGGAUAUCCAUGGAGAGGAGAUCAGCGGAAUGGCCAGGUGCCCCUAUGAUGCAAAACAUGCAAAUGUGGCCCUGUUUGCUGAUGGUAAGCUUUACUCCGCCACGGUAACAGAUUUCCUAGCAAUCGAUGCUGUCAUUUAUCGGAGUCUUGGAGACAGUCCAACUUUGCGGACAGUCAAACACGACUCAAAAUGGUUGAAAGAGCCGUACUUUGUGCAGGCAGUGAAUUAUGGCGACUACAUCUACUUCUUCUUUCGGGAAAUCGCUGUGGAGUACAACAGCAUGGGGAAGGUGGUGUUCCCCAGGGUUGCCCGGGUGUGUAAGAGUGAUCGGGGAGGAUCUCAGAGGGUGCUGGAGAAACAGUGGACCUCGUUCCUCAAAGCCCGCCUCAACUGCUCUGUCCCCGGGGAUUCACACUUCUACUUCAAUAUCCUCCAGGCAGUGACCGACGUCAUCCGGAUAAACGGGCGCGAUGUUGUCAUGGCUACAUUCUCAACACCUUAUAACAGCAUCCCUGGGUCUGCUGUCUGUGCCUAUGACAUGGAAGAUGUUGCUAACGCCUUUACUGGAAGAUUCAAAGAGCAGAAGUCCCCGGACUCCACUUGGACGCCAGUCCCUGAAGAGAAAGUACCCAAACCAAGGCCUGGUUGUUGUGCCGGAUCAGCAUCGCUAGAAAAGUACAAAACGUCCAAUGAAUUCCCAGAUGACACCUUGAACUUCAUUAAAAUGCACCCCUUAAUGGAUGAGUCGGUAUCUUCCAUUGCAAACAGACCAUGGUUCCUAAAGACAAUGGUCAGAUAUCGGCUAACCCGGAUUGCUGUAGAUAAUGCUGCUGGACCUUAUCAGAAUCACACUGUUGUUUUCCUUGGAUCCGAGAAAGGCAUUAUUUUAAAAUUCCUGGCCAAAAUGAGCAGCGGUUUCCUAAAUGACAGCCUAUUCCUGGAGGAGCUGAAUGUCUACAACCCAGAGAAAUGCAGCAUUGAUGGUGUGGAGGAUAAGAGGAUUGUUGGUAUGCAGCUAGACAAGCAGGGCAAUUCUCUUUUUGUGGCUUUCUCCUCCUGUGUCGUGAAAGUACCACUCUCAAGAUGUGAGUGGCAUGGCAAAUGCAAAAAGUCUUGUAUUGCGUCACGUGACCCUUACUGUGUAUGGGUGAAAGAAGGAGCAUGCACAGAAGUCUUACCUGACACCAAAUUGGCAUUUGAGCAGGACAUUGAGCUGGGCAACACAGAUGGGCUGGGCGACUGCCAAAAUUCUUUUGUGGCGCUUAAUGACAUUCCAUCCAGUCCACAUGAUAAUGAAAAGUCUCGAGACACAGUGAGGCAUGGCCAAUCAAGCUCCCCUUUUCUCACCACCUCCCGUUCUCCAAUCAGAGAAGGACACAGCGACCGUGGGCGCAUGCUUGAUCAGAAAGAUCCAAUGGUCUCCUCUGAUAAGAAAGACCCAUACAUGGCAGUCCCAUCCCAUAAUCACCAGGAUACAAAUGGAGUGAUCCGGGAGAGCUACCAGAAGGGCCAUGACCAGCUUGUUCCUGUCACCCUGUUGGCGAUAGCAGUCAUCCUUGCUUUUGUGAUGGGAGCCAUCUUCUCUGGGAUAAUUGUCUAUUGUGUGUGCGAUCACCGGAGAAGGGAUGUGGAUAUGGUGCGUCGGAAGGACAAAGACUCUGUCCAUUUACGGAGGGGUUCCAUGAACAGUGUGACCAAGCUAACUGGGAUUUUCGAGACCCAAUCUAAGGACCCUAAACCAGAAGCCAUCCUAACCCCGCUGAUGCAUAAUGGCAAGAUGGGUACUCCCAAUGGCAAUGCCAAAUUGUUGAUUAAAGCCGACCAGCAUCACCUGGAUCUGACCGCUCUGCCCACUCCUGAGUCCACACCUACCUUACAACAGAAGAGAAAACCCAGCCGAGGCAGCCGAGAGUGGGAGAGGAACCAGAACCUGAUAAAUGCAUGUGCAAAAGACCUGGCCUCCAUGGCUUCCCCAGUGAUCCCAACUGAUCUCCCUCUGCGUGCAUCUCCCGGCCACAUUCCCAGUGUGGUGGUCCUCCCUAUCACCCAGCAAACCUAUCAGCACGAUUACGUGGACCAGCCACACAGGGUCGAGAUGACACAGAUGUCCUUGGAAGACCAGAAUGCCACGCUGGAAUACAAAGCUAUCAAGGAGCACCUGAGCAGCAAAAGCCUCAAUUUAGUGGAAAAUAAUACCAUCCCUCCAAGAGUUCCCCAAAGAGAGGCAUCGCUAGGACCUCCCACUUCUGUACCUCAGAUGGGCAAGCGGUUAGAAGUGCAUUCUUCGGUGUAUGGUCACGAAUACAAGAGGGGCUACCCUGCUAACUCUCAACAGAAAAACCAUCAAACUUCCACUCUGAAAAGACACAAUACUAACUCUUCAAAUUCUUCACAUCUUUCAAGAAACCAUAGUUUUAACAGGGUAGAAAACCCACCCCCUGCUCCACAGAGAGUGGACUCCAUACAUAUGAAUGCUGUGUCGUCUCAGAUGCAGGCCGUGACUGUAUCCAGACAGCCCAGCAUGAGCUCAUACAGUUCUCUGCCGAGGUCGGGGGUGAAACGCACACCUUCCUUAAAGCCUGAUGUACCACCAAAACCCUCAUUAUCUCCCCUUUCAGCAAACAUCAACCCUAACGAUGCAUGUACAUAAUCACAGUGUGGGAGAGAGGGAAUACAAUUCCAGUGACUUUACUGUCUCAGUCAGUGUCCAGCAAAUGCACACAUGUUUUGUUUUUUUACAAAAGGCUGUUGUUGGGCUCAGGAUAUUUGCUCUCACUCCCUGGGAAAAGUGGAAUAUUUGCUUAUCAAGCUUGUGAACUCAAAUGGUGCAACAACAACACCAAGUACAGAAUCAAUACAAAAAAGCAGCACAGUCAGCCACUUAAGGUUUAGAGGCGGCUAUAAAGAACUGUAAUCCCACUGGAAAUUUCAGCCAACAGGCCAAAAGCACAAUGUUACAUUGAAUGUGUAAAUCACUCUUGUACUGUACAGCUCCCUUUCAACCCAGGGAGUUGUGAGGAGUAAAAGUUAAUUGACAAAGCUGACUCAGACUUUCACAAUGGCUAGAGUUUACUAUGUGCAGAUAUCUGUGAAAUGCCUGUCUGUGUUACGUCAAUUGGUCAUUGCAAAUAAGUACUGCUUGGGUCAAAGUGCUUUGGCUUGUCAUUCUACUACUGUUCUGAUUUACUGAAUAACAAGACAGUUAACACUAAUCGUUCCUUGUAUUUAUUAUUUAAGUGCUUUUAAAAAAAAAACUGAUUUACUUAUGAGGCUAUGAAUAUCUCUUGAGACAGUACAUGAAGUGUGAAGUUAUUUAAAGUCAAUUAACUGGAGCCAGUUAAUGUUUAUUUUUUAGCAGUUGGGUCCACUAACAAUGUGGAGCUUGGGUCCUUGAACUUUGUUGGAACUUUCUACAUGCAUUUUCUGAAAAGGGGAAAUAUUUAUUUAAUCGUGCCACGUGGCUGCUGACUGGAUCUGGGAUCUAAGGCAAGCAGAAACUCCAAGGUCGAAUCUUAAGGAACUACAAAAGGAACUCCUGAACUGCACAUUUAUCACACCAUUGCUGUCAAUAUCAAGUAACAUGGUUUUUGUCAGUAGUUGAUACUUUUUUCAAAGGCAUUGGCUUGUGACGUGCCCUCAUUUCACCUUUGCAUGUAAAAAUGCAAAAAAUUAAAUGGAAAAAAAUAAUAAAAUAAAAAAUCACGCAGAAGUAAAUAAAGGAUGUGAACUAAAUUAUAUGCCAGCUAUUGAAAUACAUAAGUUUUAGUCUUAUCACACAGGUUCUUAGUUGGAAUACAUCUGUGAAUAGCCUGUUUUUAUCUUCCACACGUACAUUUGUGCCUUACACCCUGAGUUGUGUAUAGUUCUUUAGCUGUUUUAAUAGACUUCCUUUUUUCAAUUAUUUUUUACUUUAAAUUAUUUUUCCAGUCUGAUUUAAAGCAAAUAAAAAAGAAUGUAGAUGUUAUUGUCGUAAAUCUGGUCUCUAGACAUAUUGGAGGGUGGCACCACGCCCCUCAUCGUGGUUCAUUUUUAAUUGUGCCAAUUAUGCGCUUGAACAAAUCCCUAUUUUGUGCUGGCAGUGUAGACACAGUGCUGUGGGUGGCAUUUUCUGUAAUUUAGUUUUUUUAUCACAAAGACCUAAUGUUUGUGUUUCCACUGGUCGAUACAGAAUGACAGAGUGCUUUCUUACUAUAGUCCCUUUGUGUCUGGUGGAAGCACUGCAAUAUGAAACACUAUCUGAUUGGCUAUGAUGUAGACGAAAGGCUUCCCAACAUGAAUAAUGUAAAUUCUGAUUUAAAACAAUGAAUAGGCAGUAGAAGCAGGCUGGAUCCUGCAUUAACGGAAAGCUGCAACAAUAAGGGCAACCAGAAGGAUUUCAGAAACCUUUUGGAGUGGUUUCUGAAUUAUUUUUGUUUCCCUUUUAUUUUUCUUUGUUUUUUUUUGUUUUUUUUUUUUUAAUCCAUGCAGAUUAGUGUGUUUUUAAUCUCUUAAAUAUUGAUGUCAACAUACUGUAGAAAUUAGUUUUUUUUAUCUACUGAUCUGUAUCUCUUUUUUUUUUUUUUAUUAUUAUUUUUGUACCUAAAAUUGCUUCAUUUGCAUUUUUCCCCCAAAUGGACAGGAAGAUUGCGUGUCAGGUAGUGUUUAGAAACUAGAUAGAGAAAUCUAGGCUGACUGGACCAAAGUGUGUAACUAGGGUGCAUGCAUGACCUCCCUCCACUCCUCCACUCCUCCACUCCUCCAUGUUGCGUUUCUGUCACCGUUUAUUAAUAUCUACCAUUUUAAUAAUAAUGAAGAAAACCUAUGUGAAGAGAAUUAAUAGGAGGGUAUUUUCCUAGUUUGUUUUAAAAUGGGCAAUUCCUGUACUUUUACUUAAUUGCACUUAACUCUAAAUGUUAAAUAGCGGUUUUGACCAGUAUUGGAUGAUUUUGUCCUGGAGAUUUGGUACAGAAAUUCUCAUUUUGGCACUCAGGGAAAACUCAGUCAUGCGUUCUGUUCUCAAUGGAUAAGCACAGAUACAAAAACAAUCUUGAUAGCAUAUAUACAGGCUGUGUGUCCCUAAGUGUGCCUUUGGCUCUCACCCUUGAUAUACACCACUGAUUGCAACCAAGUCAGACUGAUUUUUUUUUUUUUUUUAUUGUAACCUUGUAAAAUAUUGUGAUGUCACAAAGUUCUCCCCAUCUCCACAUCCCUAACAUCAGAUUCACAGCUAAAUGUAUGUUGUAAAGAAAUUCUCUUUAAUAAUUGCAAAAUGUAAUAAAAUAAAAAACGACUGUUCUA
Molecule: messenger RNA, 6286 nt
Organism: Acipenser ruthenus (sterlet)
Lineage: Eukaryota; Metazoa; Chordata; Actinopteri; Acipenseriformes; Acipenseridae
Product: semaphorin-6A-like
Exons: 20
Coding region: 555-3659 (1034 amino acids)
Biological process (GO): negative regulation of axon extension involved in axon guidance; negative chemotaxis; axon guidance
Molecular function (GO): chemorepellent activity; semaphorin receptor binding
Source: RefSeq, a predicted model, not a curated record